CUUCUUCUUCUUCCUGGCUUACCAACUUACGCGGUAAUGCGCGGCCUAUAUAGACUUCCGAGACUUUUUUUUUAAUGCUGUUUUAGUUAUUUUCCUUUUUUUUAUUCUUCCCAUAUCUUUUUGGGUUCGCCCCUGUAUCAGUGUCACGCAGCCGAAUAGUCUGGUACACCAGAUACGAAUAGACCCUGUAGUUGCGAUCAAUGCACACAAAUGCAUAGUUUCAAUGUGCAUUUGGGAGUUUCUGGGAACAAGAUGCUCGGGAAAAACAACUCGGCAAACAACAGCAUCAUAACCAAUCAAUAUCGACAACCCAAUGGGAAAUCUGUCGCUAAACAGAAACCCACUAACCCUGUCUUUUGGAGCGCGCCAUCGACUCUCCGUCGUAUCCGCUCUUUUAACGACCUUUUUGACCUUUUGUGCAUGUCUUCCUAUAAUAGUUUUAUAAUUUCAUUUAAAACAGUACCAUACACACACACAUACCCGAUUCGGUUAGGUCGUUACAGGUAGCAUUAAUCCCCAUGAGCCAAAAACGGGGGAAAGAAACCGCUACCGCGUGUGCCUUGAUUUUCCGCUCCAGUUUUGUUGUUGUCCCGUGAACGCGCCGUGACUCCAAUCUCGGGACACUCUCCAUCCGCCCCAACAAAGGAAGGAGCCAACAUUGUAGUGCUCUGUGCGUGUGUGUGUGUGUGUGUGUGUGUGUACGUGCUGCAUUGAUUGGGAGGGAGAUUUUCCCGACGCCAAUGCUCAAAUCGCUCCCGCGCGCUCGUGCAGGCUCGGGCCCCAAGAGCGAGAGCGCGCACGUACCCGAGCAAUGGAGCGGACGUUCGCUAAAAGUGCGUGGAUGGAAGAGACACACUGACACACCGAGCGGGGGUUCCGAUGCGAUAGGCGGCCAACGGGGGAACGGCACAGCAGCAGCAGCAUGAGCUACACGGCCGAGGAGAAGAUAAAGCUCGCGGGCGAAGACUCGAAGGACCGGCUGUACGAGGCGAAACAGAACCAGAAGGCGAUACGCAUCCUGACGGUGGCGGCGUACGUGCUGUGCGUGUCGCUGGUCGCCAUCAUGCUGUCGCUCUACUACAUCUUCUUCUGGGAUCCGAGCACGAACCCGAUGCAGCAGAAAACGCAAACGAUCGAUACCCUUAUCAUACCGGACCAUCUGGCGAUCCGGCUGGCGAACCGCAGCGAGGUGCCGGCGAGCCGCUUUUUCCACACCUUCUACCAGCACCUGGUGCAGGAUCGCGUCGUCAAGAUCCGGAAGGAGGUGCAGAUCUCGGAGUCGACCAAUCUCACCAAACUGAUCGAGCUGUACCAUCAGCAGCAGCAGCAGCAGCAGCAGCAGCAGCAGCAGCACCGUCCGGGCAAGCAGUCGCCGCCCGACGGUCCACUCUCCUACCAGGUGCAGGCGGAACAGCAGCCAGGCUCGGCCGCUAGCGAUGGGCCCAGGCUGCACACGGACGAGGACGACGGUAGCGACGAUUACGAGCAGAGCGGCAACUACGAGCUGUACUCCAACCACACCACCAUCCAGCUCGAUGCCGAUGAAACCGGGCCGCAAUGAGAGGUCAUUCUCGCUGCAUUGCUUGGAGCCCGCAGACGCACCCCCGGCUUAGUGUGCUGCACACACACACACACACACAGCGGAUUACAGUACAGGAUUAGUCACGACUAUCUCUCUCACACACACACACGCAUCUCGGUGCGGAACUAUACAUACAGGAAUUGCGCGCACACGUUUUCGUACGAUUUUAAUGCACCAAACACCACACGCCCCCCGCACGUAACUGCUACAAACUGAGGAAGAGGAAACAAUUAUUAUAUACCUAUAUAAAUAUAUACAUAUAUACACGGCACCGACAGCAGUACAGGGAAGGUAUGCGCUGCGAGAGGUGGCAUGAGGGACAGACUAGCGCGGGCGCGUAUCCGGCGCAAGGUUUGUUGCGCACGCCUGGGGAGGAAGGAAAACGCGUGCUACCAGUGGAGUAGAGUGUAACUUUGUGGCCUAAAACCGAAUUAACGUGCGUGCGUGUGUGUGUCACUAGCCCAACCAAAUGUGGGGAACGCAAAACAAAAAUCAAAUCUCCAAAACAGACACACUUUCCCAACCCAUCCGAGCGGACCGUGCCAAGGCCGCGCGGCGGAAGAUGAGUUGGGCGGGCAACUCUUGCAAUAAACUGCACACCCAGGAUGUACGGGGCAGGUAGGGAAGGGGGCACCAUUACAAAGACAGCAGCUAUCGGUUGUACCUUCCCCCCCCCCUCCGCGCCCUUUGGGCGUUUUGCUCUCCCGCGAAUGUUUUAAACGUGAAGAUAUUUAACUAUAUUAACGGAUAGCGUUUUAGUACCUUUUGGACGAGCUGGCAAGUUUAUAGCGAGCGAGAGAGAGAAAGAGAGAGGGUGUGUGUGUGUGUGGAGAGAGAGAGAGUAUAGUUGUUCUCCUGUUUGAUUGUAGAGCCCUCUAGGAGCACGUGGUUAGAUAGUAGACACCACCGGAACAACAGGUCUUUUCUGCAUCCGCUGCCUGUCAUCCGGUUCGAGCGUAGAGCGAUUGCAGCACCAGCAGCAGCAGACCAUUACACCAAAGAAGAAUGCUUUAGGGAGCUUUGUUGAAGGUAGCACACAUUUACCAAUGGAGGCACACUUGAUUGAUUGAGGAGCUCGUUCGACAUCAGCAGCAGCAACAGCACUUCGGCAUGAUUGUAUUUCUAUUUAGCCUAUACACACACACACCCACAGACACACACACACACAUACCCAUAGGUAUCACAACCCAGCAACAGCAGCAUGAAACCCAACAAUGAAACCGAACAAAAACCGUACUCAACAUUUGACUUGUAUGAAACAAUAAAGAGUUUUUCGUUUUACUCUGCA
This is a messenger RNA of Anopheles coluzzii, 2870 nucleotides long. RefSeq lists its product as uncharacterized. The record is from RefSeq and is a predicted model, not a curated record. Bases 923 to 1561 code for a protein of 212 amino acids. NCBI's taxonomy places the organism in Eukaryota, Metazoa, Arthropoda, Insecta, Diptera, Culicidae. The transcript is spliced from 3 exons.